GCGCGUCCUCAAACACCAAAACAUGUUUUUGGUGGGAAAAGUUGUUUUGGGAAUUUUUGGUUAAAUUUAUUCAAGAAUGGCCGAAAAACUCGAAGAUUUGAAUUUGCCAAACAUGACAGUGCAAAAAAUCAUAAAAGACGCACUGCCUGAACAUGUCAGUGUGGGUAAAGACGCUCGAUCGGCCCUUUCAAGGGCCGCUUCAAUUUUUGUCCUUUAUGUAACGUCUCAAGCCACUAAAGAGGCCCAGAAAGUUAACAGGAAGACCCUUUUGGGGCAGGAUAUCCUCACGGCAUUAGAGGAACUCGAAUUUGAUGAAUUUGUGGAGCCUUUGAGUGUGAUGCUUAGAGACUUUAAAGAAGCAAAACAGAAGAAGAGUAAGGCGAAGAAAGGAGGGGAUGUUGAAAUGACGGAGGAGAACGACGACGAGGCUGUGGAAGAGGAAGAAACUGGUGAAUCGUAGAUUUAAUAAAAACAAGUUUUUUGUAA
This is a messenger RNA of Tribolium madens (black flour beetle), 486 nucleotides long. It is a transcript of the gene Chrac-14, whose product is annotated as DNA polymerase epsilon subunit 3. The transcript is spliced from 2 exons. Gene Ontology annotation, cellular component: CHRAC; epsilon DNA polymerase complex. The coding region runs from base 77 to 460 and encodes 127 amino acids. Gene Ontology annotation, molecular function: chromatin DNA binding; protein heterodimerization activity. The record is from RefSeq and is a predicted model, not a curated record. NCBI's taxonomy places the organism in Eukaryota, Metazoa, Arthropoda, Insecta, Coleoptera, Tenebrionidae. Gene Ontology annotation, biological process: DNA damage response; leading strand elongation; heterochromatin formation.